CUCUCUCUGUGUGAGUGUGUGUCUUUGUGCCUCUGUGAGUGUGUGUCUUUGUGCGCGUUUUUCUUGUAAAAAAGCCAUGCCUGCUCAAGUGAUGCCAGAGCAAACCCUUUACGGCAUUCAUGUCUUGGGAAGGGAAAACCAUCCUCCCUCUCUUAGAAGGUUGGAAGGGAAAAUUGCUACAGUCACAGGCGGUGCAAGAGGAAUUGGAGAGGCAACUGUAAGACUAUUUGCCAGACAUGGUGCCAAAGUAGUGAUUGCCGAUGUUGAGGAUACACUCGGAACCAUUCUUGCUAACGCUUUAGCUCCUUCUGUGACUUUUGUUCACUGUGAUGUCAGCCAGGAAGAAGACAUUGAGAACUUGAUAAACUCCACAGUUUCUCGUUACGGCCAGCUUGAUAUUCUCUUCAAUAAUGCUGGGGUGCUUGGAAAUCAACCAAAACACUGUUAUACUCAUUUCAUAUAGGCAUUUUAGGAUAGUUUUGCAUCCAUUUUGCCCCUAUAUUUUAGUAUAUUUUAUGUUUUUAUCUUUAUUUUAGCUUAUUUGUUAACUUUAGAUACUUUAUAUUUGAUUUUUGUAAUUUUGUUGUUUUUGAUAGGAUUUUGUGGCAAAUCGAAGAUCAAUGAGUGCAUUAGGAAGUGAUUUGAAGAAAUUUGGAGUUCUUCAAGCAUAGAGGAAAGUUGAAGAAAUCAAGCAUUGAAAGAGCAAGUCAGCCGAAAUUUGCUUGAGUUUUUGCUUAAGAUCCUGCUUAGGGUAAAGCGGCAGUGCUUAAGGUGCAGCACAAGUCAAGCAUGAGCAGAAAAGUCUAUUUUACUCUAAGUCUGCCGAGAUUUGCUGAAGGUCUGCUUAACCUUAAGCAGACAGUACGACCAGAGGCUGAAAUUUACUAAGAAGUUGCUUAGGGUUAAGCCGAACCCUAAGCAGACCGCCCAGAACGUGAAUAGUGCUGCUGACUUGGAUAAUUUUACACCUCAUUUCCUAUCAACUUCUUGGCUCUUAUUUACUUUUAGGGCAAUUUUUAGGGACCAUAUAAAUUCAUCAUUUCCUUAUUUUUGCCACAAGAGGAAAGAGAGGAAAGACAAAAAGGAAAGAAAAUUUAAUAGAGAGAGAGAGGAGACGCCAUUCUCUCUUAGGGAGGAGCUGCUGCACCAGUUUUAGAGCUCCAGAAACUAGAGAUUUUGGUUCUUCUACCUGGGUUUUUUCUAUUUUAGCCCUCUUAUCAUGUUUUUCUUUACUUUUCCAUCAAUAUUUCUUGUAAAUACCAUCAUGAGUGAGUAAACUCUUUAGAUUUCAGAGUUGGGAAAUAUGUUUUAGAUUAAUUUGUGGAUUUGGACUGGGUAUUUCCUUAUUUUACAUAAAUAUGAGUUUUGAUUCA
Messenger RNA from Hevea brasiliensis (rubber tree), 1373 nucleotides. Its product is annotated as short-chain dehydrogenase reductase 2a-like. The coding region runs from base 77 to 463 and encodes 128 amino acids. The record is from RefSeq and is a predicted model, not a curated record. NCBI's taxonomy places the organism in Eukaryota, Viridiplantae, Streptophyta, Magnoliopsida, Malpighiales, Euphorbiaceae. The transcript has 2 exons.